This is a messenger RNA of Capronia coronata CBS 617.96, 1002 nucleotides long. RefSeq lists its product as uncharacterized. Bases 1 to 1002 code for a protein of 333 amino acids. Lineage: Eukaryota; Fungi; Ascomycota; Eurotiomycetes; Chaetothyriales; Herpotrichiellaceae. The transcript is spliced from 2 exons. The record is from RefSeq and is a predicted model, not a curated record.
AUGGUUUCUGCUCUUCGGACCUUCUGGUCCCAGUCUUUCUUCCUCCCCCCUCCGCCUCUAACCGAGCAGAACCUUCCCGACCAAAGCGGUAAAGUCUUUCUGAUUACCGGCGCCAACAGUGGUGUUGGCUAUGAAGUCAGUCGGAUUCUCUACGCACAUAAUGCCAAAGUGUACGUAGGUGCACGCUCCGAGUCCAAAGGGAAAGAGGCCAUAGCCUCGAUGGAGAAGCAGCACCCCGAAUCCAAAGGCAAACUUGAAUUCUUGUCACUCGACUUGUCCGACUUGAGCACAAUCAAAGCAAGCGUCCAAGACUUCUUGCAGCGAGAAGAAAAACUGCAUUGGUUGAACAACAACGCUGGUGUCAUGACACCGCCUCCUGGCUCCAAAGGCGCACAAGGCAUCGAUUUGUCUUAUCAGACCAAUAUCCUUGGCCCCUUCUUGUUGACGAAAUUGUUGCUCCCCAUUCUCAAACGUACUGCCGAGGCUGAACCCACGAGCAAUGGGGCUGUCCGUGUCAGCUGGGCGAGCAGUCUGGCAUUGUUCGUGGAAAGCCCUCCAGGUGGAGUGAAAUGGAAGACUCAGAAUCAAGAAGUGACUCUGGACGACUCGAUCGGCUUGAGAGGGAUAUAUAGUUCCAGCAAAGCCGCAAACUUCUUGCUCGCCAAUGAGUUUGCCAAGCGGUUCGGAGAGGCAGAUGGUGUGCUGCACAAUACCUACAAUCCAGGCAACCUCCGCACCAACCUAACUCGCCAUAUGGGUGCUAUUGCAAGCUGGCUAGCAAGCGUCCUCCUUCUUCAUCCCACUAUAUUGGGCGCCUACACCGAGCUAUAUGCUGGACUUUCACCAGACCUCAAGCUUGCCGACAAUCAGGGGGCCUUCAUCGCUCCCUGGGGCCGUCAAAUUAGCGUCAGACAGGAUGUUCAAGAUGAGGUGUCUAAAGAAGGUGGCAAUGCGGAGAAGCUGUUCGAUUGGUGUGACAGAGUGACCGGAAAGUUUGCCUGA